AUGAGACUUUUCAUAAUUUUUGCGAGUUUGGCUCUGGCUACUUUUGAAAUUAGUCAACAAAAGAUUACUGGAGAUGAGAGUACAUCGAGUUCAGAUAGCCAAUCCACGGAAUCGUCAUUAAGAUCAAAUGAAUCUACAACUUCAUCGCCUUCACCUUAUGCAUUUUCAUAUAAUACAGCUGAUGUUGCUGGUAACCAAUUAGCUCGACAAGAGUCUGGUGAUAACAAAGGAGCUGUUAGAGGUUCAUACAGUUAUCGAGAUGCUGACGGAUUUUUCCGUUCUGUUGAAUAUAUUGCUGAUGAAAACGGAUUCCGAGUUGCAAUAAGAUCAAAUGAACCUGGACUUGGUGAUUCAAAUAAAGAGCUUUCAGCAAGCAUUUAUCUCCAAACUGAAGCUACUCCAGCAAGGGUCGCUUUUAAAGUCGAACGUCAGUUCCAUCAAAAACCAGUACAAGUGCAACAUCAACACCUCAAUCAGUCGUUUUAGCUUCUUUGACUCCAUCAAAAGUUCGAGUUUAGCCAAUAAAAAUUCUUUGUCUCGAAUUGCUCCAAUUAACUCAGUUCGACAAGCUAUUUCGUGUUUAGCCAGUUCACACGUUCUUUCAUUUCCUUCAACAACACCUUCAAAAGAUUUAAUUUACAAUCAAAAUUUACUUCAUAUAAUUUCAGAUUUAAAGAUUUACUCAAAACGACUGAUACACUUUUUGGCCUACCAUUUUAAAACUAAUCAUUAACUCGAUCAAAUCAUCAUACAAUGUAAUCAUGUAAUCUUUUUUUGAAAGACAAA
This is a messenger RNA of Tetranychus urticae (two-spotted spider mite), 786 nucleotides long. The record is from RefSeq and is a predicted model, not a curated record. Lineage: Eukaryota; Metazoa; Arthropoda; Arachnida; Trombidiformes; Tetranychidae.